Solea senegalensis (Senegalese sole) is the source of this 5075-nucleotide messenger RNA. RefSeq names its product exportin-1. The transcript has 25 exons. Gene Ontology annotation, cellular component: cytoplasm; nucleus. Gene Ontology annotation, molecular function: nuclear export signal receptor activity; small GTPase binding. The coding region runs from base 457 to 3681 and encodes 1074 amino acids. Lineage: Eukaryota; Metazoa; Chordata; Actinopteri; Pleuronectiformes; Soleidae. Gene Ontology annotation, biological process: ribosomal small subunit export from nucleus; protein export from nucleus; ribosomal large subunit export from nucleus. The record is from RefSeq and is a predicted model, not a curated record.
AAACUAAACCGAGAUGGAAUCUCCCAGUCUGAACCGGUUUCAACCGGUUGCGAGAGGAGAGAGAGGGGAGAGGAAAGGAGGCGCAGGCAGGCAGGCACACACGCAACCUCCGCACCAAGACCCGCCGCUGGACAUUUAACAAUAGUUCACCAAUUUAUGAAGUGAAACACGUUUAUUUUUAUAUUUUUUCUUACCGUAAAAUGUGUCGGAGCGACACAUCGCAGGGUUCGCCGUGAGAGAAAGAUUUAGGGAUAAAUCAGUGGGUUUUUCCUCUUUAAAAGAAGCAGCCAGACAUCACUCACUGGAGACAGACAACGCUGCACUAAAUAGGAAAUAUAUAUAUUUUUUAUUUUCCCUUCAUUCAUCAGUGAUACUGAAGCGCUCACUGUAUCUUUGUAGUUCCUCUGGCUACAAACGCCACUCUUUUUCAGUCAGAGCCUUGGACUUUAGAGCUCUAUGCCAGCAGUUAUGACAAUGUUAGCAGACCAUGCAGCACAGCAGCUGCUGGACUUCAACCAGAAACUGGAUAUCAACCUGCUGGACAAUGUGGUGAACUGUCUGUAUCAUGGAGUGGGACCACAGCAAAGAAUGGCCCAAGAAGUGUUGACGCACUUAAAAGAGCAUCCGGACGCCUGGACGAGAGUGGACACCAUCCUGGAGUUUUCCCAGAACAUGAACACUAAAUACUAUGCUCUUCAGAUUCUGGAAACGGUUAUCAAAACGAGAUGGAAGAUUCUGCCCAGGAAUCAGUGUGAAGGUAUAAAAAAGUACGUUGUCGGUCUCAUUAUCAAGACUUCGUCAGACGCGUCACAAGUGGAGAAAGAAAAAGUGUACAUUGGGAAGCUGAACAUGAUCCUUGUUCAGAUCCUGAAGCAGGAGUGGCCCAAACACUGGCCCACCUUCAUCAGUGACAUCGUGGGAGCCAGUCGCACCAGCGAGAGCCUCUGUCAGAACAACAUGGUCAUCCUGAAGCUGCUCAGUGAAGAGGUCUUUGACUUCUCCAGCGGGCAGAUGACCCAGGUCAAGGCCAAGCAUCUAAAAGACAGCAUGUGCAAUGAAUUCUCCCAGAUUUUCCAGCUCUGCCAGUUUGUUAUGGAAAACUCCCAGAAUGCCCCUCUGGUCCACGCCACGCUGGAGACCCUCCUACGUUUUCUGAACUGGAUUCCUCUGGGCUACAUUUUUGAAACCAAACUGAUCAGCACGUUGGUUUAUAAGUUUUUGAACGUGCCCAUGUUCCGCAACGUGACUCUGAAGUGCCUGACGGAGAUCGCCGGCGUCAGCGUCAGUCAGUACGAGGAGCAGUUCGUCACACUCUUCACUCUGACCAUGUGUCAGCUCAAACAGAUGCUGCCUCUGAACACCAACAUACGUUUGGCCUACGCCAACGGGAAAGACGACGAGCAGAACUUCAUCCAGAACCUCAGCCUGUUCCUCUGCACGUUCCUCAAAGAGCACGGGCAGCUCAUCGAGAAGCGACUCAACCUUCGAGAAACGUUAGUGGAAGCUCUCCAUUACAUGCUGCUGGUGUCCGAGGUGGAAGAGACAGAGAUCUUUAAGAUUUGUCUGGAGUACUGGAACCACUUGGCAGCAGAGCUGUACAGAGAGAGUCCCUUCUCCACGUCCACGUCACCUCUGCUCUCCGGCAACCAGCACUUUGACGUCCCACCACGCAGACAGCUCUAUCUGCCUGUGCUGUCGAAGGUGCGUCUGCUGAUGGUGAGUCGGAUGGCCAAACCCGAGGAGGUGCUGGUGGUGGAGAACGACCAGGGCGAGGUGGUCAGGGAGUUCAUGAAGGACACGGAUUCAAUCAACCUCUACAAGAACAUGAGGGAAACCCUCGUGUACCUCACUCACCUGGACUACGCCGACACGGAGCGCAUCAUGACGGAGAAGCUUCACAACCAGGUGAACGGCACCGAGUGGUCCUGGAAGAACCUCAACACGCUGUGCUGGGCCAUCGGCUCCAUCAGCGGAGCGAUGCACGAGGAGGACGAGAAGAGGUUCCUGGUCACGGUCAUCAAGGAUCUGCUGGGUCUGUGUGAACAGAAAAGAGGAAAGGACAACAAGGCCAUCAUCGCCUCCAACAUCAUGUACAUCGUGGGUCAGUAUCCACGCUUCCUCAGAGCGCACUGGAAGUUCCUCAAAACUGUCGUCAACAAGCUGUUUGAGUUCAUGCAUGAAACCCACGACGGAGUCCAGGACAUGGCCUGUGACACGUUCAUCAAAAUUGCCCAGAAAUGCCGGCGCCACUUUAUCCAGGUGCAGGUCGGCGAGGUGAUGCCGUUCAUCGACGAGAUCCUCAACAACAUCAACACCAUCAUCUGUGACCUGCAGCCGCAGCAGGUGCACACGUUCUACGAGGCGGUCGGUUACAUGAUCGGGGCACAGACGGAUCAGGCCGUUCAGGAGCAUCUCAUAGAGAAAUACAUGCUGCUGCCCAAUCAAGUGUGGGACAGCAUCAUCCAGCAGGCCACAAAGAACGUGGACAUCCUGAAGGACCCAGAGACGGUGAAGCAGCUGGGCAGCAUCCUGAAGACCAACGUGCGAGCGUGCAAGGCCGUGGGACACCCGUUCGUCAUCCAGCUGGGACGGAUCUACCUGGACAUGCUCAACGUCUACAAGUGCCUCAGCGAGAACAUCUCUGCUGCCAUUCAGACAAAUGGUAAGGGAGGUGAGAUGGUGACGAAACAGCCGCUCAUCCGAAGCAUGAGGACGGUAAAACGGGAAACACUGAAGCUGAUCUCAGGCUGGGUCAGCCGAUCUAACGACCCACAGAUGGUCGGGGAGAACUUUGUCCCGCCGUUGCUGGACGCUGUCCUCAUCGACUACCAGCGCAACGUCCCUGCCGCGCGAGAGCCCGAGGUCCUCAGCACCAUGGCGACCAUCGUGAACAAACUGGGAGGUCACAUCACCAGUGAGAUCCCACAGAUCUUUGACGCCGUCUUUGAGUGCACGCUGAACAUGAUCAACAAGAACUUUGAGGAGUAUCCAGAACACAGGACUCACUUCUUCUACCUGCUUCAGGCUGUAAACUCUCACUGCUUCCCCGCAUUCCUCGCCAUCCCACCAGCCCAGUUCAAACUGGUGCUGGACUCCAUCAUCUGGGCCUUUAAACACACCAUGAGGAACGUGGCCGACACCGGUUUACAGAUUCUCUACACGAUGCUGCAGAACGUGGCUCAGGAAGAAGCAGCAGCUCAGAGUUUCUAUCAGACGUAUUUCUGUGACAUCCUGCAACACAUCUUCUCUGUGGUCACGGACACGUCGCACACAGCAGGUCUGACCAUGCACGCGUCCAUCCUGGCCUACAUGUUCAACCUGGUGGAGGAGGGGAAGAUCACCACUCCACUCAAUCCUGCCAGUCCUUCCAACAACCAGGUGUUCAUCCAGGAGUACGUGGCUAACCUGCUCAAGACGGCCUUCCCUCAUCUACAGGAUGCUCAGGUGAAGGUGUUUGUGACGGGCCUGUUCAGCUUAAACCAGGACAUUCCUGCCUUUAAAGAACAUCUGAGAGAUUUCCUGGUCCAGAUCAAGGAGUUUGCGGGCGAGGACACGUCAGAUCUGUUCCUGGAGGAGCGGGAGGCGUCGCUGCGUCAGGCCCAGGAGGAGAAACACAAGAUCCAGAUGUCGGUGCCGGGAAUCCUGAACCCGCACGAGAUCCCCGAGGAGAUGUGCGACUGAGCGUCAGCUCCAGCCAGGACUGUGUACAGUAAACUGCAAACAAACAAACAAACAAACAAAAGCGUAACCACAGCAGACACAACAAAACCCAAGAGAGAGGCACUUGAGUGACUGAGUGAGUGUGUGAGUGAGAGAGAGGUGGGAGGAGGAGGAGGAGGCGGCUCCAGGUUUUCGUCCUCGCCACCGCCGUCGUGUGUUUGUUUGUUGACCAAAACGAUGCCAAUAAACGUGUAAAUGACCGCCGUCGCCCUGUGCCCCGCCCCCUCCUCUUUGUACCUAAUCUGCGUUUUCUACGGGAACUCUUUUUUUGUGUAACAUUGUUUCCAGAAAGCGUUUGAAUCAAAAGUCUCUGCAUGAAGAUGAUGAGCUCCUUUCUUUUCUUUCUCUCCCUCCAUAUAUUUGUUUAUAUAUAAAUAUAUUAUAUUUACAAUCUGAGCAGGGUUUUGGUUUUUUUUUCACACAGGAAGUGGUCUUUUUUUUCUUUUCUUUUUUUUUAAAGAUGCACCGUCCCCACACGGCAUUGUGGGAGAAUGUGAAUCUAAACGGAGAGUGAAUGAAUGAAUGAAUGAAUGCAGAGCGAACAGAGACACAGAAUCUGCCGCUCAUAAAUUAUACUUUUCACCUUUAAAAAAACAACAAAAUAAUAAAAUGAAAUAAAGGAACGACAUUUUUUGGGGGGAAGUAAACGUGGAUUUUGUGCAUAUCAUCCCGACUGUAUUAUAGCAUCUUUACUACCAUGGGAACAUUAUUAUUAUUAUUAUUAUUAUUAUUAUUGUUAUGAUGUUUGUCCUUCUUUUAUUCACGUGUGUGUGCGUGUGUGUGUGUGUGUGUGCUGUCGCAGAGUCGACAUCAGCGUUUUGUUUUCCUCUGAGAGGAUUGUCGCUCACGUGUGAGAGGAUUGUCGCUCACGUGUGAGCCUUCAUUACUGGGACGAUGUUUGAGGAAAAGUGGCGUUAACGGACGUAUUUAUGGUUAUUUUUUCUUUGUUCUCGCUCAGUUUAUAACAAACUCCUGAUAAAUAAAACUCGGCUUUUCCAGAUUCUCCUUAUUUUUUGGGUUGUACUAAUUUUAGAUUGUUUACCGUGUAGUGUUUUCACGACGCUAGAAAAAAACAAACGACUGGGUUUACAUUUUUUUUUUGUAUUUCUUUGUUUCAGUUGAUGUUUUUUAUGUUUGUUUUUUUUCGUCCAAAAUCGAUUUUAAAAAUGCUUUUUUUUGUUUUGUUUUGGGUUUUUUUGUCCACCGAGAAAAUGAAUUUGCCAUCGAGUUGAAUUAGAAAAAAAGAAUGUAUAAAAUCCAAAUAAGCGCCCGCUCUCGAACGACGAGUUUCCCUUCUCAAGGUGUUACAUUUGUUGUGAACUUUUUUGAACUGAUUAAAGCUGAGAAUUUUAUAA